AAUGAUCUACUUGAUGCCCAUUAGAUACAUUAUUGCUGGACGGCUACAAUGCAUCCAGUUUUCGUGGAUUAGUAUCAAGUCUGUUUUCUCGAACCGCCUGCUCACCAAAGUAACCUAUUUAGGAGAACUUCAAGACACAGAAAGCGUUACAAAAAAAUAUAUAGGCUACAACACAUCUGUGCUUGUUUUCUCUCUCUCGGUCGUUUGUACCAUUUAGGGCAGUGACCGGGGGUUUGCAGGAGCAAACUGCGUCUUUUCAUCCGAAAGUUCUAAUGAUUACGCAAGUGAAGGGAAUUGUCGGCACGAAUUGGACAACGGAUUGCUGUAACAGGGCCAACGGUGACUUUUUCUUUUUACCUCUACACACAGAGUCGACGAAUAAGUUGAAUUGUACUGCCAACAAUAAAGGUGGAAUUACCUAAAUCUGCAACAUGGCUGCUAGUGGGAAAAGUUUAGAGUACUGACGUGGGAGAAGUUUUAUACUAAUCCAGUACAGUACAGCAGGAAUUGUUGUAUAAAGUAAAUAUUUUUCCCCCUUCGUCGCCUCGGUUUGAACAACGCACAUAAACACUGGGUUGCCCGAGUAAGAGCGGAGGAGUACAAGACUACUUUCUUCUUCAAAUGAUUGUAGUCAUCACCAAGCAAUCGCGUCGACUUUAUCUUCAAAACAUUUUUCUUCUUCAUCUUAAAUAGUGCAUCUCUCGCCCAGUGUGGCCAUCUGAAAUCUAAAAUGCAUUUCUCCAUUCCCGAAACGGAGGUUCGUUCGGGAGAAAAUGGAUCAACUUACGUGGCCUACAACAUCCAUGUGAACGGGGUUCUCCAUUGUCGGGUUCGCUACAGUCAGCUCCUGGGACUACACCAACAGAUAAAGAAGGAGCACGGCAACAACUUGGUACCUGCUUUCCCCCCAAAGAAGAUCUUCACUCUGACACCGAAUGAUGUGGAGCAGAGACGUGAACAGUUGGAGAAAUACAUGCAAGCUGUGCGGCAGGACCCCACGCUCGGCGCCUCCGAGAUGUUCAACAGCUUUCUAAGGAAAGCCCAGCAGGAGACCCAGCAGAUCCCAACCGAAGAGGUUCCUCUGGAGAUCUACCUGUCUAACGGCCAGAAGGUCGAGGUCAACAUCCUGACCUCCGACCAAACAGAGGACGUCCUGGAGGCUGUUGCCUCAAAACUGGACCUUCCUGAUGAGCUGGUUGGUUAUUUCAGCCUCUUCCUGGUUCGAGAAGGAGUGGACGGGGGAUUAACGUUUGUGAGGAAGCUGCAGGAGUUUGAGUUACCAUACGUAUCAGUCACCAGCUUACGAAGCUCAGAGUUCCACAUCAUCCUGCGGAAAAGUUACUGGGACACGGCGUAUGACAGUGAUGUAAUGGACAACCGAGUGGGACUAAAUCUACUAUACGCACAGACGGUGUCUGACAUAGAUAGAAGCUGGAUCCUCGUUAACAAGGACCAGCACAGGCAGCUGACAUCACUGCAGGAGAGAGGAUCCAAGAAAGAAUUCAUUAGGCUCGGUCAGACGCUGAAAUACUUCGGCUACAUCAAGUUUGACCCGUGCGUGACAGACUUCCCGGAGAAGGGCUGUCACGUGAUCGUCUCCGCUGGCAACAACGAGCUUAACUUCCAGGUCAAGCUGCCCAAUGAACAGAUGAAGGAGGGGAGCUUCAAGGUCACGCGCAUGAGGUGCUGGAGGGUCACUUCGUCUCAGGUCCCGGUAGUGAAUGGCUCAUCCUCCCCAACCCCGGGCCCCUGCUCUUCAGCCAAGUGUGAGGUGAAGUUGGAGCUGGCCUUUGAGUAUCUGAUGAGCAAAGAUCGUCUCCAGUGGGUCACCAUCACCAGCCCACAGGCAAUCAUGAUGAGCAUCUGUCUUCAGUCGAUGGUUGAUGAGCUGAUGGUGAAGAAGUCCGGAGGAAGCAUCAAGAAGAUGCUAAGGAAACGUCACAAUGGCCCCCUGCAUCGGUCUGAAAGUCAGCAAGCUGUGAAAUCCCCCCCUCUACUGGACUCUCCUGACCCAAACCGAGAACAGAUUGUCAAACUCUCAACUAAGCUGAGCUCUGUGUCUCUCAGAGGGAUCAGCGCCUCCAACUCAGCCAAUGACAUCAGCGGCAACGAUUUCCAUGGCAACUAUGCCUUCGAGGGGAUCGGGGACGAUGACCUGUAAUAUUCACCCCGUCCCCACCCUCCACCUGUCGAACGCAAUCUGCAAAGAUUCCAAGCUGAGCCGAGCGGAUUCUCUGAUUCUGUAAGAUUGUAGCCCUUCCUGGGAGUCUGCUGCCUGCCUUAAGAUCAGUCUUGUCGUAUCAGCUUCACAAAGACUGCCAUCUAUCUUAUGUGUUUCGGGUACAGGAUGACUGACUACCCACUGUCUAACCUGUUUUACAAUCCUACAAUCUCCACGUAUUCAACUUAAUAAAAUAUCAAGAACAAAUAAAACUAAAAUUACAGUCUGCAGUCUAAUCCACGGGGGUCAUGCUGUGAAACACUCAAUUGACGUUGAAAUGACUAAAACCAAGUGGAAGCUGUGUAUCAGUGAUAAUGAGCCUACGUCUAUAGUCUCUUCUCUCUGUCCAGCUUGAUAAGUGAUCUAUAGUCUCUUCACUGUCCAGCUUGAUAAGUCAUUUAUAGUCUCUUUUCUCUGUCCAGCUUGAUAAGUCAUUUAUAGUCUCUUCUCUCUGUCCAGCUUGAUAAGUCAUUUAUAGUCUCUUCUCUCUGUCCAGCUAGCUAACAGUCAUCUAUAGUCUCUUCUCUCUGUCCAGCUUGAUGAUAAGUCAUUUAUAGUCUCUUCUCUCUGUCCAGCUAGCUGACAGUCACCUAUAGUCUCUUCACUCUGUCCAGCUUGAUAAGUCAUUUAUAGUCUCUUCUCUCUGUCCAGCUUGAUAAGUCAUUUAUAGUCUCUUCUCUCUGUCCAGCUUGAUAAGUCAUUUAUAGUCUCUUCUCUCUGUCCAGCUAGCUAACAGUCAUCUAUAGUCUCUUCACUCUGUCCAGCUUGAUAAGUCAUCUAUAGUGUCUUCACUCUGUCCAGCUAGCUGACAGUCAUCUAUAGUGUCUUCACUCUGUCCAGCUAGCUGACAGUCAUCUAUAGUGUCUUCACUCUGUCCAGCUAGCUGACAGUCAUCUAUAGUCUCUUCACUCUGUCCAGCUAGCUGACAGUCAUCUAUAGUCUCUUCACUCUGUCCAGCUAGCUGACAGUCAUAGAAAUGAAUGCUGGACAGGGAUCAUAGUAAAUUCCAGAAAUCCAUGCUUGUAACAUCAGUAGCUACAGUAGACUAUGCUUCAGAGGGAGGGGCAGGUAGCCGACAAACACACUGGCAAAGACGUUCAGCUGGCAGGCACAGACAGACACUGGAAUUACUUCCUGAGUGAUAAAGUGAGGGCUUUGCAUUGGUGCUCUGUUGCGUUUUUUUUUGUUUUUGUGGGAAUGAAAAAUACCCAGAAUGUAAAAGAGCGUUAUCAACCAGUUCCCAUGCUUUUAGAAGAAUGGUUCUGUUCUGGAACAGUAUUGAUCACUUCCAUUCUCGGUUCUGGUUCUGUUCCUCAGAAAAUGUAGUUAUUUUUCUGUUCUGUUCCCUGAACCAGUUCCAACCCCUGGUCUUCAUAUAUGACUUUCUACCAUAGAGCAUCCUGACAUUCCUUCAUUCUACCAUAGAGCGUCCUGACAUUCCUUCAUUCUGCCAUAGAGCGUCCUGACAUUCCUUCAUUCUACCAUAGAGCGUCCUGACAUUCCUUCAUUCUACCAUAGAGCGUCCUGAAAUUCCUUCAUUCUACCAUAGAGUCCUGACAUUCCUUCAUUCUACCAUAGAGCAUCCUGACAUUCCUUCAUUCUACCAUAGAGCAUCCUGACAUUCCUUCAUUCUACCAUAGAGCGUCCUGACAUUCCUUCAUUCUACCAUAGAGCGUCCUGACAUUCCUUCAUUCUACCAUAGUCCUGACAUUCCUUCAUUCUACCAUAGAGCAUCCUGACAUUCCUUCAUUCUACCAUAGAGCGUCCUGACAUUCCUUCAUUCUACCAUAGAGCGUCCUGACAUUCCUUCAUUCUACCAUAGAGCAUCCUGACAUUCCUUCAUUCUACCAUAGAGCGUCCUGACAUUCCUUCAUUCUACCAUAGAGCGUCCUGACAUUCCUUCAUUCUACCAUAGAGCAUCCUGACAUUCCUUCAUUCUACCAUAGAGCGUCCUGACAUUCCUUCAUUCUACCAUAGAGCGUCCUGACAUUCCUUCAUUCUACCAUAGAGCGUCCUGACAUUCCUUCAUUCUACCAUAGUCCUGACAUUCCUUCAUUCUACCAUAGAGCGUCCUGACAUUCCUUCAUUCUACCAUAGUCCUGACAUUCCUUCAUUCUACCAUAGUCCUGACAUUCCUUCAUUCUACCAUAGAGCGUCCUGACAUUCCUUCAUUCUACUAUAGAGCGUCCUGACAUUCCUUCAUUCUACCAUAGAGCGUCCUGACAUUCCUUCAUUCUACCAUAGUCCUGACAUUCCUUCAUUCUACCAUAGAGCAUCCUGACAUUCCUUCAUUCUACCAUAGAGCAUCCUGACAUUCCUUCAUUCUACCAUAGAGCAUCCUGACAUUCCUUCAUUCUACCAUAGAGCAUCCUGACAUUCCUUCAUUCUACCAUAGUCCUGACAUUCCUUCAUUCUACCAUAGAGCGUCCUGACAUUCCUUCAUUCUACCAUAGUCCUGACAUUCCUUCAUUCUACCAUAGUCCUGACAUUCCUUCAUUCUACCAUAGAGAGUCCUGACAUUCCUUCAUUCUACCAUAGAGAGUCCUGACAUUCCUUCAUUCUACCAUAGUCCUGACAUUCCUUCAUUCUACCAUAGUCCUGACAUUCCUUCAUUCUACCAUAGAGCGUCCUGACAUUCCUUCAUUCUACCAUAGAGCGUCCUGACAUUCCUUCAUUCUACCAUAGUCCUGACAUUCCUUCAUUCUACCAUAGAGCAUCCUGACAUUCCUUCAUUCUACCAUAGAGCGUCCUGACAUUCCUUCAUUCUACCAUAGAGCGUCCUGACAUUCCUUCAUUCUACCAUAGAGCAUCCUGACAUUCCUUCAUUCUACCAUAGAGCGUCCUGACAUUCCUUCAUUCUACCAUAGAGCGUCCUGACAUUCCUUCAUUCUACCAUAGAGCAUCCUGACAUUCCUUCAUUCUACCAUAGAGCAUCCUGACAUUCCUUCAUUCUACCAUAGAGCGUCCUGACAUUCCUUCAUUCUACCAUAGAGCGUCCUGACAUUCCUUCAUUCUACCAUAGAGCGUCCUGACAUUCCUUCAUUCUACCAUAGAGCGUCCUGACAUUCCUUCAUUCUACCAUAGUCCUGACAUUCCUUCAUUCUACCAUAGAGCGUCCUGACAUUCCUUCAUUCUACCAUAGUCCUGACAUUCCUUCAUUCUACCAUAGUCCUGACAUUCCUUCAUUCUACCAUAGAGCGUCCUGACAUUCCUUCAUUCUACUAUAGAGCGUCCUGACAUUCCUUCAUUCUACCAAAGAGCGUCCUGACAUUCCUUCAUUCUACCAUAGUCCUGACAUUCCUUCAUUCUACCAUAGAGCAUCCUGACAUUCCUUCAUUCUACCAUAGAGCAUCCUGACAUUCCUUCAUUCUACCAUAGAGCAUCCUGACAUUCCUUCAUUCUACCAUAGAGCAUCCUGACAUUCCUUCAUUCUACCAUAGUCCUGACAUUCCUUCAUUCUACCAUAGAGCGUCCUGACAUUCCUUCAUUCUACCAUAGUCCUGACAUUCCUUCAUUCUACCAUAGAGAGUCCUGACAUUCCUUCAUUCUACCAUAGAGAGUCCUGACAUUCCUUCAUUCUACCAUAGUCCUGACAUUCCUUCAUUCUACCAUAGUCCUGACAUUCCUUCAUUCUACCAUAGUCCUGACAUUCCUUCAUUCUACCAUAGAGCGUCCUGACAUUCCUUCAUUCUACCAUAGAGCGUCCUGACAUUCCUUCAUUCUACCAUAGUCCUGACAUUCCUUCAUUCUACCAUAGAGCAUCCUGACAUUCCUUCAUUCUACCAUAGAGCGUCCUGACAUUCCUUCAUUCUACCAUAGAGCGUCCUGACAUUCCUUCAUUCUACCAUAGAGCAUCCUGACAUUCCUUCAUUCUACCAUAGAGCGUCCUGACAUUCCUUCAUUCUACCAUAGAGCGUCCUGACAUUCCUUCAUUCUACCAUAGUCCUGACAUUCCUUCAUUCUACCAUAGAGCGUCCUGACAUUCCUUCAUUCUACCAUAGUCCUGACAUUCCUUCAUUCUAUCAUAGAGCGUCCUGACAUUCCUUCAUUCUACCAUAGUCCUGACAUUCCUUCAUUCUACCAUAGUCCUGACAUUCCUUCAUUCUACCAUAGAGCGUCCUGACAUUCCUUCAUUCUACCAUAGUCCUGACAUUCCUUCAUUCUACCAUAGUCCUGACAUUCCUUCAUUCUACCAUAGAGCGUCCUGACAUUCCUUCAUUCUACCAUAGUCCUGACAUUCCUUCAUUCUACCAUAGUCCUGACAUUCCUUCAUUCUACCAUAGAGAGUCCUGACAUUCCUUCAUUCUACCAUAGAGAGUCCUGACAUUCCUUCAUUCUACCAUAGUCCUGACAUUCCUUUAUUCUACCAUAGAGCAUCCUGACAUUCCUUCAUUCUACCAUAGAGAGUCCUGACAUUCCUUCAUUCUAAAAGGGGCCUUGUGUCUUUGUCUUCAUCCGUGUCUUUUCUUUUAGCCUGUAAUUCUGUCACAUCAGAAAUCCAAGGUACGUUGUCAAUUCUAGCUCUUGAAAUGGGUUACUUAUCUGUGGAAUGUAAGUGUUAAUGUUGCCAAUAUGCCAAAAAUGUUUUUCCCAAUAACUUCCUUUGUAGGGUGUUGUUUAUCUUCCCCACUUCAUAACAGUGCUGUUUUAAUGAUGAUUAGGAUGAGUUUUAAUGUGAAUCUCCAAGUACAGGCUUCAGACUUGUUAAUAUUACCAGAAAGAUGAUUGGAACAUUUCCACUUCUGGUCCUGUGGUCCACUGUGGGUUUUUGCCAUAGGUCGAAACGCAAAACCCACCAACCAAGUGUCAGCCUUAGCUAAUGCGACCUCACCAGCUAGAAUCUUGCAGGAGGAGAUGUGGUUCGAUUUGGUCGGCUGAACUGCUUGCACUUCCUGAACCCAGAAUUUUGCACAGUAUUACAGAUGGAGAUGGAUAUUUAUUAAGUAAUGUGGAGCAUGAAAAACAAUGGUCUGCUUCCUUAAAUGCCACCCUAUUCCCUAUAUAGUGCACUACUUUAAACCAGGGCAUUAUAUAACCCUAUUCCCUAUAUAGUGCAGUACUUUAGACCAGGGCAUUAUAUAACCCUAUUCCCUAUAUAGUGCAGUACUUUAGACCAGGGCAUUAUAUAACCCUAUUCCCUAUAUAGUGCAGUACAUAGGGAAUAGGGUGCCAUGGAAUAUUUCCAAAGGGUUCUGAAAAUCCAUAAUUUCUUGUUCUCACCCCCCCCCCCCUCCUCCUCACCAAUUCGUUUUGUGGUUCUUCAUAAAUGCCAAAAUGAUAGUUUACUAAAGCAUUUUGCACAACAAACUUCUUUUUGUUUUAAAGCCAUGGUAUAAAGUGACUUAUAGGUAGAGGUACAUGUCAGUCAAAUAUUCUGAACAUUGUAGUAACAUCUGAAUAGUCAAUAGUUUGUCAUCAAAAACAGAUCAAAUGUAAUCAAUUGUUUACAGAAUGAUUUAUUUUAUUUUAGUUGUAAUGAAAAGUGUAUUAAAAUACCAUGUCUGAUUUUGAUUAUUGAUUUGUGUUAGUUUAGCAAACAAAGUUUUUGGGGGGUUUGUGUAACAUUUUUCUUGAAUAAACAAUGAUCUCAAGAGGUGCUUAAUUGAAAAUGGACAUAUUUAAUCUGUGAUCUCAUGUCCAAGGACACAGAUGAAAGUCUGUAUGGAAAAAUUCAUUUACACCAUUUUGUUAAAUUGGAUUCCACAGCAGUUUAUUCAAAACAUUCCCAUUUUGUUAGCAUCAAUGUAACCUGGAUUCCAGGCUUUUUCCUCGUUGAUGAACAAUACUUAGUCUCGUAUUACCAUAUAUUGAAUACUAAUAUAAGUAGACACGGAGAAAGCUAUAGGAGGAUCGCCUUGGGGUCCAAGAGCCGCUUGUGUUGUCUUGCCUACGGUCAUUGUAGUAGCCUGGGUACCAACCAGUCUGUCUUAGUUAUUAGCCUUCCACUCUCAAUCACACAGAAUAAAAUGAGUGGCAUGCUAGCUAAACAGACUAGUACCCAGGCUAUGGAAAUUGAGCCAAACGGCACAAACAGAUCUGGGACAAGGCUAUGAGGAGGAAGCAGAAUGUUAUCUCAACUAGCUGUUCUGAUCAAAUGUAGCGCCAUGGCAAGUCGAGGAAAUGUAAACCCAUAGACUGUGCUCUUAUGAAAUGGAUGGAUGUUUUCUGCAGAGAAUGUUGUUUGCAUCGGCCAAAAUGGCACCCUACAGUAUUCCCUAUGUAGUGCACUACUUUUUAUUAGGACCCAAUGGCACCCCUAUGUAGUGCACUACUUUAGACCCCUAUGGGAAAUAGGGUAUCAUGAUGAUUCUGUUUUGGUUGUUCCCAUCACCAUAUUAUACUGUUAAAUGGAUUUAAAUAAAUGUUUAGGUGCCAAAUUA
Molecule: messenger RNA, 8601 nt
Organism: Oncorhynchus keta (chum salmon)
Lineage: Eukaryota; Metazoa; Chordata; Actinopteri; Salmoniformes; Salmonidae
Product: sorting nexin-17
Exons: 15
Coding region: 731-2161 (476 amino acids)
Biological process (GO): signal transduction; intracellular protein transport
Cellular component (GO): early endosome
Molecular function (GO): phosphatidylinositol binding
Source: RefSeq, a predicted model, not a curated record